AUGGAAGGUUGUACCAAAUUAGUAGAUGUUCAUCCAUCACUUGGAGUGCUUAAAAGACUGAAACUCUUGAAUUUAAGAGAGUGCAGAAGUCUUAGGAGUCUUCCAACCAAAAUUGGAAUGGAAUCCCUUGAAACUUUAAUUCUUUCGGGUUGCUCAAAUCUUGCAAGGUUUCCAGAGAUUGAUGGGAAAAUGGAACAUCUAAAAACUCUUCAUCUUUGUGUUUGUUGUAAAGUUGAAUAUUUUCCAGAGAAUUUGCAGCAAGCAAAAUUUUUGGAAGAGCUUGACUUGAGUAAAACAGCCAUAAAAGAACCACCCUUCUUCAUUUCUCAGUUGAAAAAUCUUAAAAUUUUAUCUUUCGGUGGAUGCAAGGUUCCGUCUAAGUUAAAAAGAAAUCUACUUUCUCUUUUCAAGGCAAGCCAAAGAGGAAGGAUGAAUUCCAUAGCUCUAACGCUACCUUCAUUAUCCGGUUUGAGUUCAUUAACAAAGUUGACUCUAAGGGACUGCAAUCUUGGUGAAGGAGAUAUUCCUGGUGCUAUUUCUUGUCUAUCCUCUUUCGGUAACAAUUUCAACAGCAUACCAGCGUCUCUUACUCGACUCUCCAAGCUUGAAACUCUUAUAUUGUCAAAUUGCAGCCUGUGUAAUAUUGGUGAAGGAGAUAUUCCUAGUGAUGUUUCUGGUCUAACCUCAUUGAAAUUUCUUGGUCUUGAUGGUAACAAUUUCACCAGCAUAGCUGCGUCUCUUAUUCAUCGUUCCAAUCUUGUAUAUCUUGGAGUGUCAAAUUGCAGUGAGCUUGAAUGCUUGCCUAUGCUUCCAGCAAGGAUGGCAAUUGAUUGGAAAGAUGAUAGGGCAUUUGCAAAUUCAAGAAAAAGAUUUGAUGUUGUUAUACCUGAAAUGAAAUCCCAGAAUGGUUCAGCCAACAGAGAGAAUGACAGUCAAUGGAUUGGAGUUGCUUUCUGCUGCAUUUUCGGCGAUGAUGAUGGUUCCGAGAUAAAGGUUAUCGGUGGUCCAACUUAUAUCCAUUCUACAUAUUCUGGACAAUCUAGUAGUAAUGGAUCUGUUUUUCAAGAUAAUUUUGAAACCAAGAAUUUAUCGCUUGAGAUGUCUUUCCAAUCUUCUCCAAAAAGGUAUCCUUCUGUUAAGGUGAAGAAGUGUGGUGUUAGAAUAAUGUAUGAGAAAGAUUUGGAAGAAAUAAAAGAGGUGCAGUACCAUACCACUCAUUCUUGUCCAAACUUGGAACAUAUCCAUCGUCACUCUACUGAAAACGAUGGAUCCGCAGGCAGCACGUCCCUUGUAAAACGAAAAAGUGAUAUCGAUGAAACAGGGGAAGAAGGGCCGCAGCCUAAACGGAUGCAAAACAUUUUCAAUUUUAUAACUGGCCGAUCAUGGAAGGAGGAGUAA
Messenger RNA from Gossypium arboreum, 1398 nucleotides. Its product is annotated as disease resistance protein RPV1-like. The record is from RefSeq and is a predicted model, not a curated record. The transcript has 5 exons. The coding region runs from base 1 to 1398 and encodes 465 amino acids. Lineage: Eukaryota; Viridiplantae; Streptophyta; Magnoliopsida; Malvales; Malvaceae. Gene Ontology annotation, molecular function: protein binding.